AUCUCAUAUUCUGCUUUUUGGCCGGUGAAAUCCCGACUUCUUCUUCCGUGCGGAACUGCUUCUCCGUUUGACGGACGAACCAGAAUCUGAACGGAGAAGUUGGAUUCUUGCGAGCGUCCGGCACUUUCCGGUAGCGCCGCGCCGUCCCGUGGCAGGUCAACAUUCGUUCAUUUUUGCUUCUGUGUGCCUGAUAAAUCUUCAUUCAUCAAAAGCAGCCUAACUGCCUUCGUAGCAUAUUGAUUUCAAAGUCUCAGUCAAGAUCCAGACAUGGGAAGAUCCUCAGGUGAUGAAAAGAUUCUCAGCUACAAAGACGUUGUGCUCAGACAGUCAGAUCUGGAGAUACUUAGUGGUCCAUGUUUUCUCAAUGACCGUAUCAUUGAGUUCUAUUUCAGCUAUCUUUCUUCAUGCUAUCCUUCUCCGGAUAUUUUACUGGUUCCACCUUCAAUUGCUUUUUGGAUAGCGAACUGCCCUGAUGUUGAGGGACUUAAAGAUUUCAUAGAGCCUCUAGAUUUGCCUGGUAAGAAACUUGUAAUUUUCCCGGUGAACGACAAUGAAAAUGUGGGCCUAGCAGAUGGUGGUUCUCAUUGGAGCUUGCUGGUGUUUGAGAGAGAUGCCAGUGUAUUUGUGCAUCACGACAGCUCAGGAGGGAUGAAUGGUCGAUACGCCAGGCAACUCUAUGAAGUCUUAGUUGGAUUUAUAAAUGGCCCAAAUUCAGCGUCCGACGCCAAAUUCAUUCAAUGUAGUAGCUCACCACAGCAGCUAAAUGGCUAUGAUUGUGGGUUGUAUGUUAUAGCUACUGCAAGAGCGAUAUGUUGCUGGUAUGAAACUGUUAAAUUGAGCAAUGAGAAGGAUCUUUGGUUUUCUUCUGUUGAGGAGCAAGUUACUCCACCUUCUGUUACUGAAUUAAGAAAAGAGAUUCUUCAGCUGAUCAAAGAUCUGAUGACCGCUGAUGCUAAGUGUUGAUGCUGACUGGGGGAAAAAGAGAGAGAGGCUGCAGAAAGAACGGAAUACCAGAGUGACAAGGCUUACCUGCAAAGACAUCUGGGUGUCUCAUCAGCUCAGGAAAAAUGGAGAAAAUUUCUCCAAAGGUGGGUUCUUGCAAAGAAUCUGAGAGAUGUUUUUUGUGUUUUUGAAAUCCGAAGGAUGUUCAGAUCAACUUGGGCAUUUAUGACAUUCUAGCUCUAUCCCUAACACUCUUCUCAAUGACCAGCAAAUGAGUUUUUUCUUCUUUUUUUCGGGCCUGGAGUGUAUGUAGCAUUGAGGGGUGUUAUGUCAGUAGCAUUCAGGGGUUUCUAGUGUUACUUCAAUGGGUACCAGACCUCAACUCUUCAUAUAUGUACCUACUCGCGCCUCUCUAAAACGGUGGUUUUUACUUCUUACCGUUCCUCCAUGGGUGAAAGGGUCAUGCUUCCGGUUGGGGACAAUGUUUUAGCCUGUAACUUUGUUACAUCGUCUUUCGCGAGUCAAAAUUGUUGCUGUAAUCGUUAUGUUCAUGAUGUGUUGAUUCAGAGAAAGUUUGAUA
This is a messenger RNA of Eucalyptus grandis, 1522 nucleotides long. RefSeq names its product NEDD8-specific protease 1. Gene Ontology annotation, molecular function: deNEDDylase activity; cysteine-type peptidase activity. Bases 268 to 963 code for a protein of 231 amino acids. The record is from RefSeq and is a predicted model, not a curated record. Gene Ontology annotation, biological process: proteolysis. Lineage: Eukaryota; Viridiplantae; Streptophyta; Magnoliopsida; Myrtales; Myrtaceae. The transcript is spliced from 2 exons.